Stereum hirsutum FP-91666 SS1 is the source of this 798-nucleotide messenger RNA. RefSeq names its product NAD-P-binding protein. The coding region runs from base 1 to 798 and encodes 265 amino acids. Gene Ontology annotation, molecular function: oxidoreductase activity. The record is from RefSeq and is a predicted model, not a curated record. The transcript has 11 exons. Lineage: Eukaryota; Fungi; Basidiomycota; Agaricomycetes; Russulales; Stereaceae.
AUGUCAUCAACGAAACCACGUGUAGCCUUCGUGACCGGCGUCGCUGCUCGAGGGAUUGGACGUUCUAUAGCCCUCCAACUGGCAAAAGAUGGAAUGUCCGUCGCUAUCAACGAUAUCCCUUCCCGGAAAGAAGAACUUACAGACAUCGAGGAAGAGAUUCGUGAACUGUACCGCUCUGGUACGGGGGGACAGAAUUGUAUUAUCGCCGUAGGGGACGUUUCUUCCGAGGAAGAUGUGAAACGGAUGGUAGAGGAAGUAGUGGACCAGCUGGGUAGUUUGGAUGUGAUGGUAGCAAAUGCUGGGAUCUUUCCCCCGGUCAAAACAUUUGUAGACACUUCUGUAGAUACAUUCGAUAGAAUCAUGUCCGUCAAUGCCAGAGGGAUCUUCCUUUGCUAUCAGCAUGCUGCACGUCAAAUGAUUAAACAACGGCGCGGAGGGAGGAUCAUAGGCGCAUCCUCCCUUGCCGGCAAACAAGGCAUGCCCAUGGGAAGUACAUACACAGCGAGCAAGUUUGCUGUUCGUGGACUGACGCAGGCCGUAGCAUUGGACCUUGGAAAGCACGGGAUCACCGUGAACGCAUAUGCUCCCGGUUGUGUCGACACAGACAUGACUCAGACUGUCGCCAAUGAAAUAGGCGAUCCGUCUAUCUUCAUAAACACCGAAGAGAGUGCGGCCGCCCUUGGGAGGAUCGGAAAAUCGAAUGAAGUUGCGGCUUUAGUGUCUUUCCUGGCGUCUGAGGACUCGAGUUUUAUCACAGGACAGAUUAUCUCUGUCGACGGAGGAAGAAAUACUGGCUAA